GGAUAUAACUAAGUAACAAAACAUUUUAUAUGGUGCAAAAAUCAUGAAUAAAAAUAAUUCACUAAGACGAAGGAAUCACAAUUUCAGGAAACGAGCACAUAAUUUCGCUAAAUCCAAUGCUGUGGAAACAGUAGACGUCAAUGUGGAAAACCUCGGCUUUCCUGAGAUAACAUUUGUGGAUUUGAUGGAAGUGGGACGAGUUGUAAUUGAUGACUUCAUAGCGGUUGAUUUUGCUAUCCGUCUUGUUGUCCUUCUUGUUGUUGUUGUUGUUCUCUUGGUUGGCUUCUUAGUUGUGGUUUUGGUGGUGGUGGUGCGGGUUGUCUUUGGUGUUGUCUUGGUAGUUGCUCUUGUUGUCCUUCUU
Messenger RNA from Trichobilharzia szidati, 361 nucleotides. The record is from the annotation of a GenBank genome assembly. Lineage: Eukaryota; Metazoa; Platyhelminthes; Trematoda; Strigeidida; Schistosomatidae.